This is a messenger RNA of Zingiber officinale, 585 nucleotides long. Its product is annotated as clathrin interactor EPSIN 2-like. The transcript has 4 exons. NCBI's taxonomy places the organism in Eukaryota, Viridiplantae, Streptophyta, Magnoliopsida, Zingiberales, Zingiberaceae. Bases 1 to 585 code for a protein of 194 amino acids. Gene Ontology annotation, biological process: endocytosis. Gene Ontology annotation, cellular component: endosome; plasma membrane; clathrin vesicle coat. The record is from RefSeq and is a predicted model, not a curated record. Gene Ontology annotation, molecular function: phospholipid binding; clathrin binding.
AUGGAUAACAGAAGGUCUACUACAGAAUAUGUGUUCACUGUGACGAGAGGACCUAUUUGUUGGAAGUCCUUGAUACAACAUAUAGUGUCAUUGUUCACCACUGAGUCAAAGUAUAUAGUAGUAGUUGAAACAAUCAAGGAAGCAUUGUGGCUUGCAAGUUGGUCAAAGAACUGGGUGUUCAAUAAGGCAUCGACUGUUUUGGAGUACCUAGUUGGAAAUGGAUCUGAGCGAGUAAUUGACGACAUGAGGGAGCAUGCUUACCAGAUAUUGAUUUUAUCCGACUUCCAGUACAUUGAUUCAAGUGGAAGAGAUCAGGGACAUAAUGUUAGAAGGAAAUCCCAAGCCCUCGUAGCUCUAAUUAAUGAUAAAGAAAGGAUACAGGAAGUUAGAUUUCAAAGUACACAUUCAAGUAGGCCUGAUUCAUAUCCAAGCCCGAGGCAUUAUGGUGACCGUUACGAUGAUGAUCAUUCUGAUAGUCGUUAUGCUAGCAGAGAUGAUGACCUGUAUGGUAAUUGGAAGGAACGAGAUUGGGGUUACAAAGAUGAUGAUAGAAGUGUCAGGGUUAGCGAUCCAUAUGGUCGAUAG